This is a messenger RNA of Hansenula anomala, 3672 nucleotides long. It is a transcript of the gene NTE1, whose product is annotated as lysophospholipase. NCBI's taxonomy places the organism in Eukaryota, Fungi, Ascomycota, Saccharomycetes, Phaffomycetales, Wickerhamomycetaceae. The transcript is spliced from 2 exons. Gene Ontology annotation, biological process: phosphatidylcholine metabolic process. Gene Ontology annotation, molecular function: phosphatidylcholine lysophospholipase A1 activity. The annotation marks the transcript as partial. The record is from RefSeq and is a predicted model, not a curated record. Gene Ontology annotation, cellular component: endoplasmic reticulum.
GACAAUAGGAAAAGAGUUGGCUCUUAUCUUGAUGAAUUUUUAACAGCCAUCAAGAUCUUUGGGUACCUAGAGAAACCUGUCUUCAAUGAGUUGACAAGAUCUAUGAGAACUCAAAAAUUGGAUGCUGAUGAAGUGUUGUAUGUUGAUGAAUCCUUAGGGUUUGCAAUUGUUGUGGAAGGGAAUGUUCAGAUAUACACAAAAGUUAAUAACCAAACAAACAAUGAUACUUCUUUCUCUAUGGAUGAUGACCAAAGUGAAGGUUCAAGUGAAAUAUUUGUUUUAAAUGAAGAGCGUUAUCAAUUGUUAAAUGAGGUCAAGACCGGUAAUCCAUUAUCCUCGUUGGUCAACAUUUUAUCAUUGUUUACAGAUGAAGAUGAUGCAAAUGGCAUACAAUCACCUACAAUCAGACAAAGACUACCAGAUGGCUCCUUUGCUCAGCUACACCCUGAUGUAGACAUACCAACACUGAGUUUAGACCAUGAAGAUGUUUUCCCAACAACCCCAAAUAUCAUUGCGAGAGCUACAUCUGAUUCAACAAUAGCAAUCAUUCCUGCGGACGCUUUCAGACGGUUGAAAAGAAAGCAUCCAAGAUCUUCAUCUCAUAUUGUACAAAUGAUCUUGACCAGGUUAUACAGAGUGACUUUCCAAACUGCUCAUAAUUACCUUGGUUUGACUCGUGAAAUUUUCAAUACAGAAAUCAAAUUAAAUAGUGAAGCUAAGCUGGAAUUACCUUCUUAUUUACAUGAUGGUGUUAAACAAAGAUUCAAAAAGGGAAAACAUUCAAGAGGUGGAGCAAUCAAUGAGAGAGGUAGACCAACCAAUAAGACACCAAAAUUGGGUAAUAGAUCAGAAAGCUCAACAAGUACCUUGAUGACACCUUCAACAAAAUUGGAAGCAAGGCCAAAAGUUAAAAGAAUUGAAUCAAGACAUGUCGUCCUAGAUUCUAGAGACUCUUUCAAUCCUGGUGAUCUUUUAUCAAACGUUCCAUUAUCAAGAAAAGAGUUGAGUUAUCAAGCUAUUGCUGAGGAUGACGUUAUGAAUAGAAGUUUUAGUGCAGAGGAAGAAACAGAAGAUACGUCAUUGAGGAUUGCUUUGGUGGAGGGUAUGUUCAAGUUUUUAGGUAUUGAUAAGGAAAGCAUCAUUCCUAGAAGACCAAGUGCAUCAGUGAGUGCAAUUUCAAGUCCAAUGCCACAAGGGUUGGGUCUUUUCCCAACAUUUCCAAUAGAAACUUAUAGUUCAAGAGCACCAAAAACAAGAACAAUGUCUACGACAAGCUCCAGAUUAUCAUUUUGUGAAUCACCAUCAGAACAUGUUGAUUUUGAAGAAGCAAAAACAGAUUUUGCUAAUGAGAUUGAAAUUUUACAAAUUGAACAAGGCACAACUAUCAUUGAGCAAAACUCUCGUAAUAAUGGUCUGUACUAUGUUGUUAGUGGGACUUUGGAAGUCACAUACACAGACCCAUCUUCAAAUGUUGAACAUGUGCUAUAUACUGUUAAUCCAGGUGGUGUUGCUGGUUAUCUUGGAGCACUUGUUGGUUAUAAAUCUUUUGUUUCAUUACGCGCAAAGACUGAAACUUAUGUGGGAUUUUUAUCAAAGAAAGAUUUGGAAAGGUUAUGUGAAAAGUAUUUUAUGAUUUAUUUGAGCAUUGCAAAGAGUUUGAUCAAGUCUUUGAGUAAGAAGAUUUUAAAGUUGGAUUCUGCUCUUGAAUGGAUUCAACUUGAUGCUGGAGAGACUCUUUUCAAACAGGACACGGAUGCUAAUGGUAUUUAUAUCGUUUUGAGUGGUCGUUUAAGGUCACUUUCUGAAAAUGAAACAACUAAUGACGUGAAAAUUUUGGCUGAAUAUGGACAAGGCGAAAGUUUUGGUGAAGUUGAAGUAUUGACAGCUGCUAAAAGAUCAAGUACAUUUGUUGCUAUCAGAGACUCAGAAACUGCAAGAAUUCCAAGAACACUAUUUGAAAUUUUGGCAUUAGAAAAUCCAGCUAUCAUGAUCAAAGUUAGUAGGAUUGUGGCAAGAACAAUCAAGGCUGAAUCAAGUGAAAGUUUUAGUCCAAAUACUCAUGUUCCCUCUGUCACAAAGUUUAAAAACCCAAACUCAAAUUAUAGAACUGUAACAAUCCUGCCAGUCAACCAUGGGUUACCUGUUCGAGAGUUUGCCAGCAAAUUGAUCCAGGCUUUCAAAAAUGUCAAUAGAUCGGUCAUUGGUUUAGACCAGGCAUCAACGUUGAAUUAUUUGGGGAAACAUGCAUUUGAUAGAUUAUCAAGACUUAGACAGUCUGGAUUCUUUUCAGAUCUUGAAGAGAGAUAUCAAAUCGUGGUUUAUAUUGCAGAUACAGCAGUGAAUUCUUCUUGGACAAGUACUUGUAUUCAACAAGGUGAUUGUGUUUUGCUAUUAGCUGAUGCCUUAGGAGAUACAAACAUUGGUGACUAUGAAAGAUUGUUGAUGAAGACGAGAACUACAGCAAGAACUGAGUUGAUUCUAUUACACCCAGAGAAAUAUGUCGAGCCAGGGCUUGUGAAUAGAUGGUUGAAGAAUCGUGUUUGGGUUCAUUCACAUCAUCAUAUUCAGUUCAACUUGCAAAGAACUGGUAACGCCCAUCCAGAAAGGGGUCAAAACUCUUUUGCAAGUAACAUUAGAACAAAAGUUGAAAAUCUUCGUUCAAAAUAUGUUGGGCCAAAGAAAUAUUAUACUUCAUCAUUACCACACAAGAAUGAUUUCAUGAGAUUGGCAAGGUUGCUAUCUGGUCAAGCUGUUGGUCUUGUCCUCGGAGGUGGUGGUGCAAGAGGGUUUAGUCAUCUUGGUGUUUUAAAAGCAUUGCAAGAGAAUGGUAUUCCAAUUGAUAUGAUUGGUGGUACUUCAAUUGGUUCUUUCAUUGGUGGUCUAUAUGCUAGAGAUUAUGAUCUUGUUCCAAUUUAUGGUAGGGCUAAGAAAUUUUCUGGUAGAAUUUCAAGUGUUUGGAGAACAUUAUCUGACUUAACAUAUCCAACUACUUCUUAUACAACUGGUCAUGAAUUUAAUCGUGGUAUUUGGAAAGUGUUUGGUGAUAGUAGAAUUGAAGAUUUUUGGAUCCAAUUCUAUUGUAAUUCCACCAAUAUCACAAACUCAACUAUGGAUAUUCAUUCAUCUGGUUAUGCAUGGAGAUUCAUUAGAGCUUCGAUGUCAUUAGCUGGGUUAUUACCUCCAAUUACUGAUAAUGGAUCAAUGUUACUUGAUGGUGGUUAUGUUGAUAACUUACCAGUUGGUGAAAUGAAAAGCAGAGGUGCUAGUAUAAUUUUCGCAGUUGAUGUUGGCUCAGUUGAUGAUCGUACACCAAUGAAGUAUGGUGAUUCUCUAAGUGGAUUAUGGAUUAUGUUUAAUAGAUGGAAUCCGUUUUCCAAGCAUCCAAAUGUUCCAACAAUGAGUGAAAUUCAAAUGAGACUAUGUUACGUUAGUUCUGUCAAUGCAUUAGAGAGAGCUAAGAACACACCAGGUAUAAUUUAUUUGAGACCACCUAUUGAAAACUAUGCCACUCUUGAUUUUGGUAAAUUCGAAGAAAUUUACAACGUUGGUUCCAUUUAUGGCCAUAUGGUCUUGAAAGAACUAGCAGAGACUGGAAAAUUACCGCAAAUUGCUGGUGCAAAUUACAGGCUUUACAACAAGGAAAUGCCAGCUCUGCUCCUGCAUCGUCAGUCU